AUCAACCCUGUGGUGCGAGUCCAGCCAAGAGCAGCCAUGUUGCUAAAGGGACUUGGAAAUCAGGGUCCCCUCUUGCUUAUGGUCUGGACCUUUGAGUUCUUGGCUCUUGCUGUGUGUGAUAGCAGUGAUGUCUCCUGGGACUCAAAAGGACUCUGGACAGUGGGAGUUCAGGAUCCAUUCCACACUUUCACCUGCACCCAGCUGGGACUAUGGAGAAUCCCUUGCCUUCUUCCCACAGGUGUGUGAUAUCGCACAGCUGCCGGGCUCAGAGAACCAGGUCAAGGUGUUCUACUGUCUCCGCCUGCUGGGUAAGCAGAGGGGGCUCCAAGUGACAUAGGGGUUUCCUUCAAACCUCCCUGCUCUGUGCCAAACCCUGGACAGGGGAAUGAGAACGAGGAGUGCUGAGGCCACUGAGGUUUGCUCUUCUCCCCUGCAGCCUGUCUCUCCCCAGACCAAUUUAUUUCCUUUGUGGGCUCCUGCCUCAAGACCAACAAAGAGGGAAGCUGCGUGGCAUCCCUCUCCAUCUUUAGCGGCAUCAUUGCUGCUGACUGUAAGUAUGACCAGAGCAAAUGUGCUGACUGCUGUCUUGGCUGACCCUUCAGGAACUGAGUUAGGACUGUCCAGGCCGAAUGACCUGUCCUGCUCUAGCUGCGCUCAAGAGCCCUGGCUGUAGAGCUAGAGUCAGACCUCCGUCCUCUGCUGCUCGGUCCCAGAGGACCAGUAGCACCCUGCAUCCUGCUGGAUGACACAGGAAUGCUGGGGCCAAAUCCUGCUCGGACACCUCUCCUGGCAGCACUCUCAGGUCGAGAGGUUUAACGAGCCCUUUUAUGGCCCAAGAGACUUUCCCAGGUUGCAAAGUAGAGACAGGAGGUUGUGCAGGUCGCCACAAGCAGGUCUUUUGCAAGCCGGGUGCCUCUUGCUGUGGAUUGCUCCCAGAACACAGCAAUAUUGUGCCCUCCUUUUCCUUCCAGUGCCCGAGAUGAGCCAGAAAAAAUGUGCUGUAGUCAAGGCCAUGAGGUGCAUGCUUGGUGAUCAGAGCACUGAGGUGAAGAAGGCCGUCCUUCAUUUCGUCAGGACACUGCUCAGUGUGCAGGGCCUAGAUGACUGGGCCUGGGACUUAGUGGCCUAUAUUUUCAAGCCGUCCAGCUUGUCUAGGAGCCAAAUGAAGUCCAAAAACCGUUCCAGUCUGGAUGCCGAGGAGGAACAGAGCGUCCGAAUCACCUGCGUGGAGAUCCUGGAAAAUCUGGAUGUCUCAAUCAGUGGCAUGAGCCAAGUAGGUGAUCAGUUAGUUGCUGCCCUUGCAUUAUCAAGGACUUUCUCUUCAUCCCCUGUACCUCUCCACUGGGCAAUUCUCUGCAUUGGCAGGGUAAUGGAGAUAUACCAUGGCCAGUGCUGGCCAUGAGUUAUGGAGCAAGCUGCCACCAUUUAAGGAAUGACUUUAAUACAACCCCCCAGCUGGAAGGGAUCCCUGUGCUGAGCUGGCCUCCUCAUUCUCUCUCCUUGCUCUGCUCAGUCUUCUCUGAAAUUCAGACUUGUUUGGCCAGUGUUAGAACAGGGUUUCAGAGAUCAGCUAUUCCUGAGAGACAGACAUGAGGUCAGGGGUGGGGGAAGGACCCUCAAGUAGGUGGGUCAUUGGUGACGAAGAGGAGACUGUCCUUGAGCACUGGAUGAAGAGAGCUGGGUGCAGGGGUACAAGGAGCUGAGUCCAAGCUGUCUGGCUCCUCUCCAGGUCUUAUGGCCCCGGCUGCUGGAGUACAUAGUGCCAGCUGAGUACAGCUGCACUCUGACCCCCCUGUGCCGCUGCCUCGGGGACCUGGCCAAGCAACCGCAGUGGGAGGGAGAAGAAGCAGCUUGCAUGGACCCCAGCAAAGGAGGUUUGAAAUCCAGAUGCCUGUGGUUUGAACCCGCUCCACCUGCCUUGUAGAAAAUCUUCGG
This is a messenger RNA of Alligator mississippiensis (American alligator), 1935 nucleotides long. RefSeq lists its product as uncharacterized. The record is from RefSeq and is a predicted model, not a curated record. The transcript has 3 exons. Bases 743 to 1402 code for a protein of 219 amino acids. Lineage: Eukaryota; Metazoa; Chordata; Crocodylia; Alligatoridae.